GACACGGGAGCAAAUUACAGACUUAUUAGAUGAAACAAGGUUAAUAACAUGCCCUGUAGGGCUUCCAACUCUUUUAUCUUAAAGACAACAAGAAUCAAGAAGGAUGAUUUUGCAUGAGGGGUGGAAUUGCAUCGUGAUGGAAGGUCACCCAUAGCUUGCCGCUGCCUCACUUCCUUGGAGAAGGGUGCAAAAAGCGGUAUAUAAAGGUGUCCGUCCUUCCACACUUCAUUCAGUCCUCCAUUGUCUUACUACCACUUACACGCAAGCUUUUCCUUCCCUCCACAAAGAUGAGCUGCAACAACUGCUGUUCUUGUUGCUGUACGCCAUGCUGCAAGCAAUCUUGUUGCAAGCAAUCUUGCUGCCAGCAAUGCUGCUGCACCCCCUGUUGCAAGCAAAGCUGCUGUGACCCCUGCUGCAAAACAAAAUGUUGCGAACCCUGCUGCAAAACAAAAUGUUGUGAUCCAUGCUGCAAAACGAAAUGUUGCGAACCCUGUUGCAAAACGAAAUGUUGCGAUCCAUGCUGCAAAACGAAAUGUUGCGAUCCAUGCUGCAAAACAAAAUGUUGUGAACCCUGCUGCAAAACAAAAUGCUGCGACCCCUGCUGCAAACAAAAAUGCUGCGACCCCUGCUGCAAGCAAAAAUGCUGCGACCCCUGCUGCAAACAAAAAUGCUGCGACCCCUGCUGCAAGCAAAAAUGCUGCGACCCCUGCUGCAAACAAAAAUGCUGUGACCCCUGCUGCAAACAAAAAUGCUGCGACCCCUGCUGCAAACAGCAAUGCUGUGAGCCCUGCUGCAAACCUCAAUGUUGCGAGCCCUGUUGCAAACCUCAAUGUUGUGAGCCCUGCUGCAAGCCCCAAUGUUGCGAGCCCUGCUGCAAGCCCCAAUGCUGUGACCCCUGCUGCAAGCCCCAAUGCUGUGACCCCUGCUGCAAGCCCCAAUGCUGUGACCCCUGCUGCAAGCCCCAAUGCUGCGAACCCUGCUGUGAACCCUGCUGCAAACCUCAAUGCUGUGACCCAUGCUGCAAGCCACAAUGCUGCGAACCCUGUUGCGAACCCUGCUGCAAGCCACAAUGCUGCGAACCCUGUUGCGAACCCUGCUGCAAGCCACAAUGCUGUGAACCCUGCUGUUGCCAGACUGUCUGCAAGCCCUGCUGCCCUCCAUGCUGCAAGACCAAGAAAUGCUAAAGAGUUCCAGGAAGUCUACAAAUCCCAGAGUAGAAUAGCUUAACCUCAAAAAGUCUAGAUUUCAAAGUUUCAGAGCUAUGCUUUCAAUGCACCAGCUUCUUGCCUGGCUCCUUCAAUUUCAUCGUAGAUGUUUCUUCUUAUGGUCCUCUCCUUAUUCCACUCAUGGAGGAGUCAAGACUAUUGUAUGUAGGAUAGGUGGUGUCUUUGUUCUUCUCUUCGUGUAUGGGGUCCUUUAUUGUCAACACAUCUUCAACUAAAUAUAUAGUCAAUAAUAAAAUUAUGGAAUUGUGAAAUCAAA
Messenger RNA from Anolis carolinensis (green anole), 1482 nucleotides. Its product is annotated as keratin-associated protein 4-4. The record is from RefSeq and is a predicted model, not a curated record. Lineage: Eukaryota; Metazoa; Chordata; Lepidosauria; Squamata; Anolidae. Bases 288 to 1184 code for a protein of 298 amino acids. The transcript is spliced from 2 exons.